Molecule: messenger RNA, 6060 nt
Organism: Nomia melanderi (Alkali bee)
Lineage: Eukaryota; Metazoa; Arthropoda; Insecta; Hymenoptera; Halictidae
Gene: chico
Product: insulin receptor substrate 1 chico
Biological process (GO): insulin receptor signaling pathway
Cellular component (GO): cytosol; plasma membrane
Molecular function (GO): insulin receptor binding; phosphatidylinositol 3-kinase binding
Source: RefSeq, a predicted model, not a curated record
UUCGUACGUAUGUGUAUUUACGGUCGUGGCGUAUCGCGUAUCGAGUCGCCGCCGUCGCCGCCAUUCGAGCGGUUAGCGCCUGCGUACAUCUUGUUUACAACUGCGGAGCUUACCAUACACAUGACCUUUACAAGAUGGACAUGAGCGCCUAUUUAGCUGUCUAUGCGUGCGACGGAAAAAAGUUCAAAAUACGUGCGUGUUGUUCGUGAACGGUGCUGUGUACAGGAGAAAACGUAGAGUCAAGUGAACAUCAGUUCGGUUAUUAUGAAAAACAGUCAAGCCACAGGUCGUGAUCACAAGUGACGCGGUAUUUGUCGUUCGCACGCGGGCGGAAAGGGGGAAGAGAGGGAUGGUGGGUACGAAAGGAGACCCAAAUUUUUCACAUCAAGCAGAUGUAAUUAUCAUGAACGGAUUUUCCGUGUGUACGAUCGGGGAUUCGUGUUCAGGGCGAAACGUGCACGUUGCUGCGGACUCGUUAACUACACCGUGAACUCCAUUUGUGUGUUCUUCCCGUAAAGUGUUCGGUAUGUAGGGGUGUGGGAAGAGGAGUGCGUGUUCUCUCACAUCGACCUGGAAUGUCGCCGUGUUUUGAUGUGCCUACCCAUUGCGCAUAAAAAAAAUCCUCCUGCCCUUGACAAUAGCCUAUUUAUCUGGAGCAUACCGCCUUUACACCGCGCCAACCAACGAUAAUAAGGGUUCAACCACCCACCUGCGUGUGCGUCGCCUGCGUAUCCCUCUCUUUCUCUACCUCUCUACGUAUUUCUUCUAAACGUACUCGCAAACGAGCAAACAAACGAGUGGCCAGGAACGCGCGCGCGCGCGCUCGCGCGCACGUUUCCGCGUGUGUUGUGUACACGUGAACACGCCCGCGUGUGUCUGUCUCUUUCUCUCUCUCUUUUGUAUCGUCGUCGUGUGUACAACCGUUUCUUUAUAUGUGGCUCGCUCGCUCGCUCGCCUGUGUGUACGUAUACGCGCCAACCAUUGUGGACCACGCAGUAAAUUGUGUUAUUCGACGCGAUAAACAGGUGCACGAGCCUUGUAGCCCAGAAAAACAAUUCUCGGAGGUUCAACCGUUUACCUGAUAAAGAAUAUUCAGCUGACUGUAAAAUACACGUAAACGGUAGCAAAUAUUUUUUUCACCUUAAACCGGGGACCGAUUCGCUUUAGAGUACCAGAGCCCACGAAUCGCUGGCGGGCUAAAUUAGAGGAAAACGUGUGUGACAGGUGGAACACGGACCUUCGAUGAACCACCAUCGCGGAGAACCCGUAGGUAAAUACAUGGCUCGUGUUUCCCGACGGUCCGAUGUACAAUCGUUCACGAUAUUCGACGUAUAAGCUGGCAGCUCCUUAAAUUCCCAAUCUUGGAAAACAUACCGAUUAAUCGGUGGACACGUCUUCGCCCUUAGCACGAUUAUUGCGACGCCCUUAGUACACGUUGGGUACACAUGCACCGUGGUGGCGUGUUAUUGCUUAUUUACCCCCGACACGUGCUUCCACCGUUAGCGUGCUUCGAGUACAACGAUAUCGACGACAACCUUUCCACGAUAAAAGCAGGACGAACGACACGUUGUACGAAAUAAAACAAUACGAUACAGAGUUUACGAGAGUUUUCUUUUUUUUUCUCUUUCUUUUUCAAUGAAAGACCAUUUCUCGAAUUCCCGUCAUGUGCGUGAAAGUGACGAAACGUCGCUGGAUGGACUCGGAUAUUUUCGCUGUGUCUCUCAAGCAAUAAUCGUCCAGAACGGAAGUGUUUUCCCCGCACGAUCUCCUUCGACAACGUGGAUGGAGGCAUACGUUCUGUUACGAUGAACCGUCAGGGUAUCAUGUUCUGGCACAGGAUGCGUAUAACGAAUUGAUUAUUAACGGCGCACCGUACCAUGCGAAUGGUACAAAAUAGUGUCAUUUGAGGACUCGCAAGAUUCUUCGCAACGACGGCCUUUUUGAUCGUUACCGCGGCGAUGUCUUCGGGCAGGGGUUUAGUCUCCCCUUCAGGAGGCCCCAUUGUUCGCAGCGGACACGUAAAGAAACUGAAAACCCAAAAGAAGAAGUACUUCGUUCUGCGAGGCGAGGCGCCGGGAUUCCCCGCCUGUCUCGAAUAUUACGAUAGCAAAAAGAAGUUCGACAACAGGCAUCCGCCGAAGCGUAGCAUCUUGCUAGACAGCUGCUUUAAUAUCAAUAAACGCGUGGACACCAAACAUAAGCACGUUAUCGCGUUGUACACGAAAGACGAAUGCUUUUGCCUGAUCCUUGAGAACGAGAAAGAGCUGAAUGAUUGGCUGAAGGAGAUGCUUUUACUUCAGAGCGGAGAUGUACCCGAUGGAGAGCAACCUCGGCCUAUAUUUGAACAUGUAUGGCAAGUUACAAUGCAGAAAAAAGGACUUGGCGAACGAAAGAAUAUUCAUGGUCCCUAUAGGCUGUGUUUAACUGAUCGAAUAUUAAGUCUGGUGAAAAUUGGGGAAACGGAUAGUUCGGAUUCUCUUGACUUUCCUCUGGUUUGCAUCAGACGAUGCGGGCGUAUGGAUCGUAUCUUCUAUAUGGAAGUAGGUCGUUCAGCAGUCACUGGUGGUGGAGAGUUAUGGAUGGAAGCUGAAGACAGCAACAUAACAAAUAAUAUGCAUGAUGCUAUCGUGAAUGCUAUGAGUAGUUCUAGAAACAACAAAGAUGAUGUGGGACCACAGCAAAGGACACGUAGCUAUACUGCGACUGAGGCCAGCAAACCAAUCUUUGUCUUGCAAUGUCGUCAUGCUGGGCAAAAAUUUCAUAAUUUUUCACCGCUUGAGGAACAGAAGACCCACAAGGAGCAGGUGGAACCAGUUCAGGAACAGGAGCAGUCUAAUCAGACUCAGAGUACCUCUUCUAGCAAUACAGUCACGGCCGUUGCUGGUACCGGGGCUGGAACUGCUGGGAUUGCCUCGACUAAUAUCAACUGUGCCACUACUACUAGACGUCGUCAUUCGGUAGCGAGUCAUCCCCAUUCCCUCAAUAAUUCCCAGUCCAUUCAUGUCACAACAACAACUACAACCACAACAACUACCACUUCUAUUACCAUCACUACGACUGCUACGGUGACCACCACAACCACAACCGCGACAAUAUCCCAUCAGAGAACCCUGUCGCUGCCCUUAGCUGCCGUUAUUAUCAAUCAAAUGCAAUCAUCUAAAAGAUCAGUUUUACGCUGUCCAAACGUGCGUGACAGAAGCGACAGCUUACCGUCAAGGGCCCGCACUACCAGUGAGAGUCAUCCUACAUCGGUGCAGAGUCAUCCUAGGAAUGCUCAUUUUGUACCUCAUAUCCUGAGACCCCACUCAAUGUAUGUGAGAGGAGGCCUUUCCUAUUCACCACCGAUCACUUCGAUGCCUACUAGUCCCGGUUCUGUAGCCUGUUCUACGGAUUCCGCGGGAUCAUCCCUCUCGAUGGACGACGGUGGUGAAAGCGCGUUAGAAGAAAGCGCGGUAUCGAGAUAUGGACAUUCGUUGACGCCUGACGAACCAGUCAUAUUAGAGGAGAAUGGCGAUGAUUAUGCUCCAUGGUGCGUGUCGCAUUCGCAUAAUAAAUAUUCGCCGAACUUUAAAUCUCAUUCUCCUUCGCAGAGUUCCUAUAUAGAUAUGUACAGUCCUGGUGGAUCGAGUCCUGGUCGCGGCGGAGCCUACAUGCAAAUGAAUUUAGGAACAGGACAUUCGCAUUCGCGAGGGUCAUCCUUAAUCGAGGAAAGCAACACUUUACCAGAGGGUUAUGUACCUAUGGCGCCCGUUGGAAACAACGGAUACGUCGAUAUGGAUCCUUCGCAUAGUCAUAACGGCCAUUUUCCUGACGAUAUGUCGCAACACGGUGGCAGUAGCUGUUCUGUUACUUCCGGUACACCUAGUACAGACUUACGGUUCUCCGAAUAUCAUUUGGAUAAGGUCACGAGUUUUCUACCUCCUGGAGAUGACUUAACUAGACCAGUCAGAGCCUACUCAAUUGGUUCUCGACCAGAACCUUCGAAUAGGCAUCGUAAAAAUAGACUGGAUAUUACUCAACAAGAAGCCAGCAGGGUACGAGCCUUCUCUGUAGGCAGUAAAUCAAGAAAACCUGAGAUUGGAAGAUUCGCGAGUAUAAUAAAUGCAUUACCAGUGGGUUCGGAUAAUUCAACUUCCAGCAAAUCGAAUUCAGCGCCAUUAUUGUCCAGUUCUUGGGGACAUAACUCUGGAUGUUCUGUAAACUCUGAACGAAUGGAGGAUUUAAUGGAAUUGGACUUCACGAAACCUAGUAUUUCUACGACUUUCAAUUCAUCGCCUUCGUCAUAUUCGCAGUCGCAAUCACAGUCAUAUUCUUAUUCUACUGCCACUGACACCAGUUCCUAUGUUGAUAUGUCUCCCGGACAACCGCCCUUAUCAACCAUUGCCCCUUAUGUUGAUAUGAGCCGCAUUAAUAAGAUCAAUCGUAAUAACAAUAAUAAUACAAUCACUGCCAAUCAAAAUCAUAGUCACAUGCAUAUAUCAUCUUCAGCUUCUACACAUAAACCUAUAAUUACUACUUUGAAGCCGGUGGAGGAAGCAGAAACGCCAUAUGUAAGAAUGGAUGGAGUAGUUGAAGAUUGGUCUCAAUCCAACGCGAGUCCUAAGCAGAUUUCAUCGCCUAUGCAAGAAGAAUGUGUGCAAUCAAACGGACCACCAGGCGUAACGAGGACUGCACCAGUUGAUCUUCCACGACGUCCACCUGUCGAUUAUGUCGAUAUGAAUUUUAAAUCCAGAACAAUCCUAGAACAAGAUUAUAUGAACAUGGAUAUGAGUAAUCGAAACAAUCGCAAAUCAGCGCGGACAGGUAGUCGUAAGGAAAAAUCACGUUCUCAGCCGAUUGCAAUUCAAGCAGGGAACAAACCAUUAAAUACACCUAACUUCUUACCCUUAAAUGGAAGUCCAGAAUCAGAAAGUUUAGCAAGUACACCUGCAUCUCCUCCACGGGCAACUCCAACAGGUUCUUCGGCAACUAUUUUCCCUUUCUCUCUGAAUAGUCCUCAGUCGCCGGAAAAGUCUUUCGGCCAUCAAAAAAAUAACGACGAAUCGUCAGAAUUGAGCAUAACCUCCAAAAAAGACCGAGCGAUUAUGGAAACCGCGAAUAGAGUCAAUUCUAUUCCGGUGACGGAAACGAACAAUAGUUUGUCGAAAGUAAUCAAUGAUAGACCAUCUAGUCCUACAGGAAAGGAUAAUCGAAUGAUAUCUAAUUUAUUAUCAUCGCAAGAUAAUAUGUUGAAUUCCGUAACGAAAAACUUUUCUGAUUUAAACUUGUCGAAGCCUCGUUUAAUAACUGCGUCUCCUAAUACCAGUCCCACGUUGUCCGGGUUUAAGACAACGGAAAGUACAACAAUUGAAAAGCAGUCUUCGUCAUCGAAAAUACCGGAGGAAACACCGACACCUACGCCUACGGCCACGUCAAGUCCAUUGGAUAAUGAAAUUUUGGAUAAAUUACAGUCUGAUAAAACAAACUUGCACUAUGCUAGCCUUGAUCUUCCUGAGACGGGAAGCACGGCGCCUGUCUCGCCAGCGACUCAAGAUAGCUUCAAUUACGCUGAAAUUGACUUCCAAAAACUUAAGCCAAACUAAAAUGCCAUCUUGGAUACGAAUUGUAGUUGUACGGUGCAACGUGUCAUAGCCUUGCUCAAGCGCAGAUGAAUAUUACAGGACGGAGGUAGCUGAACAGGAUGGAUGAACGAAACUAUAACAAACGUUUGUAAACAGAAAAAGAAAGACAAAAAAGGAAAUAUACUUCUACCUACGUAGAGGAAGCAGCCAAUGUGUUUCCCAUAUCUCUUCCGCUUUACGUGAGCUCACGCAAUACAAUCGUCAUCUGCUCUUGAUUUAACUAGACGUGUCUUGGGAUGCUGGAUUGACUCGUUGUUUUGUCUGUUGUUGGAGAACGAACAGACACGGCAAUCGAUCGUUCUAAUAUUGGCCGAGUUUUAUGGACGAAUAGCCAGGAUGUCAAAUACGAACUGUACAUAGUAAAUUUUUUUUUUUAUCCCGACCUUGAAUCAUGACUGUUUUAUCAAUCGUAUAGUCCUGACUUUUCGAGAGCGAGAUU